Molecule: messenger RNA, 1935 nt
Organism: Phaeoacremonium minimum UCRPA7
Lineage: Eukaryota; Fungi; Ascomycota; Sordariomycetes; Togniniales; Togniniaceae
Product: putative proliferating cell nuclear antigen protein
Exons: 1
Coding region: 1-1935 (644 amino acids)
Biological process (GO): cell-cell adhesion
Cellular component (GO): plasma membrane
Molecular function (GO): myosin binding
Source: RefSeq, a predicted model, not a curated record
AUGGAGACGGUAAUACUCGACCAGACGCCGCUCGCCGAUUAUCUCAAGGGUUUGUUGGACAUCUCUACUCUCCCCGGACCUCUUAUAGGCCCCAGCCACUUACUAACACGCGCUAUGGCAGAUGAGGGCGAUGAACAGCCGAGGGAAUGGGCUCUCGCGGAGCCAGACGCGAUCAUCGACACGCCUCCUCCCAGCCCUCCGAGUCCGUCCUUUGCCCCGGUAGGGCGGCCGAUGGUGAAGUCACGGUUCAGGAAUAAGAUUCCGAACUCGCUGCGACUAGACAUACCGCAUAAGAAGAGGCUCAGUUCCCUCCAGAACUUGCAGGAUGGAGCGAAAGCAGUUGCUACGAAGCUCGACCGUGCAGACAACUCCAAGUUUCUCGAGCAGUUCCGAUAUACCAUCGUUGCAUCCCAACUACUCAGCGGGGACUCUGUCUUGGGGCAGCAUCGCCUCCUGGCUCAGAGCAACGGCAAUACUUCAGUUGCAGAUCACGAGCCCAGUAUACCAACGGAGGCUGGCCUUCUUCUAACUGCUGCCGGGGCUCUAAUCCUCGCCUGGGUCAUCAGCUGGCUAUGUGGCGGUGGAUACUCGCACUUGACUAAGAAAAGAGUUGUAUUUUUCGUUGGGUUGGUGGUGGUUGUUGCCGUUCUUUCACAUACCUAUGUUCGGCAACAAUGGCUCCGAUACGUACGGGAGCAGGCUGUGGCAGAGAUGUCGUCUUUCGUUACCAAGUCACAGGAUUUCGAUAGUGCGGCGAGUGCGGCUGUUGCACUCAUACAAGAAGUUGAGCUUGUCUCGAGGGGAUAUCGCAUCAGCGUGCCCUUACCGCCAAUAAGCCGGAUCGAUGAUCGAAAUCAGGGUCGUCGGUGUGUUCGGCUGCGGAAAGCCCUCAAGACUUCUUUCAAGGACAUGCUUUUGAAGUAUGAGCAGACCUUUGAUGUUGUCAAGGGGUUUUCGGAGCAACUCGAUCUCGAGAAAUAUCAUGACAUCUACGACAUCAGCGAUCUUGACAUCUCAGAUGCUCUGCAAGGAUUUAAGGAGAGCGAGUUUGAGGACACUGAGUCGCUCCGAACACUAAAGAUCGUGGCAGCUCGUUUUCACACGAUGCGCAAGAUGUUUCUUUGCGCAUUACUUGCCCUCGAGGCACACGGUGACAACUCUGAUUUCCUGCGCUGGACUACUGCGGUGGAAGGUCUUCGAGUACUUAAUGAGGCUACCAGUGAAUCAUACGAGAGACUUAGGACCAUCUUGAGCGAAGAGGAGUCAUUCCCUGCAACUUCAUCACUCAAGACGCCGCUCUCGCCAGGACGUGAACGAUGGCGAUCUCAACUCCGCAAAUUGAACUCGCUCACCACUGGUAUCCGUGGCCUGCAGGCGAAAAUGAGCCUUUUGCGAGAGGAGUCUGAUAGGGCUCUGAACGAAGCGGACGAUGUUUCCGAGCUCGGACCAAGCCUCAUGGCUCAAUAUGAGUCCAUAGGACAAGACAUCAAGAUGCUGCAAGGGGCUUGGGAAGAAGGCAAGGCGGCAUUGGCGUCAGGAAUCAACAGGAACGAGAAGCGACUCUCAUCCCUAAGCGCCAUGCUCUCGCCUGCGUCCACCCUCAGCGGAAUCACGACCGUGGAAGAAGGUGGAGUCGUCGAUGCGUUAAAGAUUCUGAACGGGGAGUCUCCCUCGCACAAGUAUUCCACCGGUACUCCAAGCGAGCCCGACACUGAGGAAGUGUUCGAGGCCGUCGCCAUGCCGCGGCCACGCAAUCUUUUCUCCAGAGAGGAGAGGAUUGCGAAGAUGAAGGAGGACCGCGAGAGGAAAGCAGAGAUGAAGGAGAAGGCAGAAGCAAGCCGUGGUAUGCUUCGGGAGCUCGAAAUGGUCAUCAAUCUGCGCCCGACCAAGGGCCGGCCAACGACGAUGCCACCGCCGAGCCGCAUUUCGUUAUAA